CAAGCCCGGCACGGCCGCCUGCUGCUCGCCACCGCCCCAGGAAACAAACAGCUCUAUGAAUGUCCAAUGUGUGAUCUUGUCUGUGCAAGCCCUCAGAUUCUCCAAGAACAUGUUGACUUACACUUAGAGGAGUGUAGCUUUUCGGAAGGUAUAAAUGUAGGUGAUUUAGAAUUGGCUCGGCAGCUCCAAGAUGAAGAAGAUAGACAGCAACGAUUAGAAGAAGUGAAAAAGGAGAAGGAAGAAUUUAAAAAACUACAGAGACAAUAUGGUUUGGACGAUUCUGGUGGCUACAAGCAACAAUUUCUAAAGAACAUGGAGAGGGAAGUGAAUAGAGGAAGAAUGCAGCCUUUUGAAUAUCAUAAGAGGAAGACAGACAUGAUGGAAUCUUUGGCUUUUGGUGUAGAUGAUGGAAAAACAAAGGCCUCAGGUGUCAUUGAAGCACUGUGCAAGUACUAUCAAAAUGAAUUCAAAGAUGUAAGGCGCAUACGGCUUUCUGUAGGAGUGGAUCACUUCAGCUCAUCCUUGGGAGACAGGGGCUGGGGCUGUGGUUACAGAAACUUCCAAAUGUUGCUUUCUUCAUUAUUGAAGAAUGACAUGUAUAAUGAUUGCUUGCAAGAUCAUACAUUAAUUCCCAGUAUACCAAAAAUUCAAUCCAUGAUUGAAGAUGCUUGGAAAGAAGGUUUUGACCCUCGAGGAGCAUCUCACUUCAAUAAUAGAUUACGUGGUACAAAGGCAUGGAUAGGAGCAUGUGAAAUUUAUUCCCUGUUAACCAGCCUCAGAUUAAAAUCUCAUUUGAAAUGUCUUUAUAGAUGUCAGGUUAUUGACUUUCACAAACCAACUGGCCCUAUGGGUACACACCCCCGUUUAUUUGAGUGGGUUUUGAGCUACUAUUCUAGAGGCAGAGAAGAUGGUGCAAAAGUUGUGUGUACCUCAAAGCCACCUCUCUACUUGCAGCACCAAGGUCAUAGCCGUACCGUUGUUGGAAUAGAAGAGAAGAAGAAUAGAACGUUAUGUUUACUAAUAUUUGACCCAGGGUGCCCUUCGCAAGAAAUGCAGAAGCUGUUAAGACACAACAGUGAUGUUACCUUUCCAAAGCAACUUCGGAAAUUUGUGGGUAGCUUAAAAGAUAAGCAGUACCAAAUAGUGGCUGUAGAUGGUGUACUUUUACCAGAAGAAAAAGCAGCUCGGCGUGAGGCUUCUCAGGUCUUCACUGCGGAGAAGAUCCCGUAAAGGCUACUGCCUUCAUUCCUGCACAAUAUUAUGGAUGUGAAACCUUAAAAGUCUUUCAACAAGGCAAUGAGCAUGUGCUUUAGAUGUUAACGAACUGUACAGUUUUAAGAUUAAGAUGAAAAAUAAAUUAAAGAUUCCUAUUUUUCUUAA
Alligator sinensis (Chinese alligator) is the source of this 1380-nucleotide messenger RNA. It is a transcript of the gene ZUP1, whose product is annotated as zinc finger containing ubiquitin peptidase 1. The record is from RefSeq and is a predicted model, not a curated record. The transcript is spliced from 9 exons. The coding region runs from base 67 to 1230 and encodes 387 amino acids. NCBI's taxonomy places the organism in Eukaryota, Metazoa, Chordata, Crocodylia, Alligatoridae.